AUGUAUUUGUUAGAUCACGAAUCAAAAGAUGUCAUCUUCCGGCUAAGCCAACAACAACGCGACCACUUGAGCCUGCUCCAAAGACACUCCAGAUGUGUGGAGCUGUGCAAAUCCGCCUUCGAUUACCUGAUAAACGGACCCAAUCCCGACCGCUAUGAAGCGCUGGCCAAGAAGUACUCGGAUUCAGAAAGUCCGGAGGCUGUUCAGCAGGCGGUGGAGGCGCUGGUAUCCUGCUCAUCGUUACCACCAAUAGGAAGUAGCACGUUUAACAUGCAGGCAAUCCUGCGCCAAACCUUCCCGAUCUUGGCGACGAUGUCUGGAAGUCUCGAACAGUUUGUCACCAGCAAGAGAAACUUUGUGGAGGGCUCAAUCAAGUCGGCCAACAUACGUGCCUAUCGCCUGGUCAACCUGGACUGGCGACUGGAGGUGCGCACGGCUUCGAGGAGUCUGCUAAAGAAGUGCCAGGUAGUGGUGACCAUGAAGUUAUACCUGCACAGACCAAAGAACGAAAACCGGGAACUGCUGGCGGUGGACAUGUCCGGACGAAGUGAACAGGAGCUAAAGGCCAUGCAGGAGGACGAGCGGUUGCAUCGCAAGGAUAUGCGUCAGACCGAUGUCAGCAGCCUGGUGCACAUGAUCAAAACGCUGGAGGACGCCCUGGCCGAGUCCAAGACGCGACGCAUCCGCAACAUAGUCGAAGGCAUACACUGAUAUACGAUUCCAGUACUCAUACACUUGUUAAAGCUAAUUUAAUCAGGACCAAUUUAUUACAACUAAAUCUAACUAGAAAAGGGA
Drosophila suzukii is the source of this 795-nucleotide messenger RNA. The record is from RefSeq and is a predicted model, not a curated record. Lineage: Eukaryota; Metazoa; Arthropoda; Insecta; Diptera; Drosophilidae.